CGGAUCCGGCAUCUAGCUUCGCCCUUCUCGUCUACCUUCAUCGCUCUCCGGACCUUACGCAGAUUUUCCGCGAUGGGUGGAGGCGCGCAAACAGUUAGCACCUCCGAAAGACUGGCCACUCUCCGCCAAUUUCUUGCCCAAGAACAGGUCCAUGCAUUCGUCGUACCCAGCGAGGAUCAACACUCAAGCGAAUACCUGGCAACUUGUGAUGAACGACGAGCUUUCAUUUCAGGGUUCAAUGGGUCUGCUGGAUGUGCAAUAGUCACACAGAAGGAAGCAUUGCUGUUCACCGAUGGCCGAUAUUUCCUGCAGGCUGAGCAACAGCUCGACGAAAACUGGACAUUAAUGAAACAAGGGCUGCCAGAUGUACCGACCUGGCAAGAAUUUCUCUCCAAGAAACUUCCUGCCUCUUCGCGCAUUGGCAUCGACCCCACCCUUAUUUCCGCAACCGAUGCUGAUGGCCUCAACAAAGCGCUGAAACCAAAGGAAUCUGCCCUUGUCUCUCUAAGCAAAAAUCCCGUCGACUCCGUCUGGGCUGAAAAUCGUCCCGCUCGACCUAAGAGUCGUAUCGCAUCUCUCGAUGUCAAGUUCUCUGGUGAAUCCCAUCUGUCUAAAAUUGCUCGGCUACGAGAAGAGUUAGCGAAACGGGAACCCAAAGCUAGUGCAAUGGUAGUCACGAUGCUCGAUGAGGUCGCAUGGCUCUUCAACCUCCGCGGUGCAGAUAUUGCUUAUAAUCCCGUGUUCUUUGCGUAUGCAGUCGUCACUCUGGACAAGGCUACCCUUUUUGUCAACCCAGAGCAGCUUGAUGACAAUGCGCGAGCCGCGUUGGGAGGCGAGAUCGAAGUGAAGAGUUACGACUCGUUCUUUUCUUCGCUGAAGGGGAUUGCUGUGGAUGGUUCCACGGUACUGCUGGGAGACAAGUCAAGUCUUGCUGUUGCGGAGGCUGUUGGUGAGGGGAAUUACACACUAGCUCUCUCGCCAAUCGCGGAGAUGAAAUCGAUAAAAAACCCGACUGAGUUAGAAGGGUUCAGGCAAUCCCACAUUCGCGAUGGCGCUGCUUUGGCGCGAUAUUUUGCGUGGCUGGAGGAACAGUUAAAUGAUGGGGUGGUAGUGAACGAAAGUCAAGCAGCGGACAAGUUGGAAGAGUACAGAAGCGAGCUGGAAUUGUUUGCUGGGUUGUCAUUCCCCACGAUUUCUUCAACUGGACCCAAUGGCGCGAUCAUCCAUUACUGCCCUGACGCAAACGAUUGCGCGGUUGUCAAAAAAGACCAGAUCUAUCUUUGCGAUUCUGGAGCGCAAUUCUUUGACGGUACCACAGAUGUGACUAGAACAUGGCAUUUUGGCACACCGACAGCAGAGGAGAAGAGGGCUUUCACUCGUGUUCUACAAGGACACAUCGCCAUUGAUGCAGCUGUAUUUCCGGUUGGAACAACUGGAUAUCUUUUGGAUCCGUUUGCUCGAAAGUUUUUGUGGCAAGAUGGUUUAGACUAUCGUCACGGAACUGGUCAUGGCGUUGGCCACUACCUAAAUGUUCAUGAAGGUCCUCAUGGAAUGGGUGUUCGGAUCGCAUACAACUCCACUCCGUUAAAGGCUGGCAUGACUGUCUCCAACGAGCCAGGUUACUACGCAGAUGGUCGCUUUGGUAUUCGCAUCGAGAAUAUUGUCCUUGUCCGCAAAGUUGAAACACCCAAUAACUUUGGCGACAAAGGCUUCCUAGGAUUCGAGCAUGUCACGAUGUGUCCCAUCCAAACCAAGCUGAUUGACCAGUCGAUUUUCUCAGCAGAGGAGACUCGUUGGAUUAACGAAUAUCAUGCGGAGAUUCUCAGCAAGGUGGAAGGAUUGUUAAAGAACGACGAGAGGGCGCUGAACUGGUUGAGGCGAGAAUGUGCACCAAUCUAA
Mycena indigotica is the source of this 1899-nucleotide messenger RNA. Its product is annotated as putative Xaa-Pro aminopeptidase P. The record is from RefSeq and is a predicted model, not a curated record. NCBI's taxonomy places the organism in Eukaryota, Fungi, Basidiomycota, Agaricomycetes, Agaricales, Mycenaceae. Gene Ontology annotation, molecular function: metalloaminopeptidase activity. The coding region runs from base 73 to 1899 and encodes 608 amino acids. The transcript has 18 exons.